Messenger RNA from Colletotrichum destructivum, 891 nucleotides. RefSeq names its product Putative alpha/beta hydrolase-1. NCBI's taxonomy places the organism in Eukaryota, Fungi, Ascomycota, Sordariomycetes, Glomerellales, Glomerellaceae. The coding region runs from base 1 to 891 and encodes 296 amino acids. The record is from RefSeq and is a predicted model, not a curated record. The transcript has a single exon.
AUGUUCAACAACAAAACAACCUCCCUUCUGACCCUUGGUCUUUUGGGCCUAGCCUGCGUGCCCUCGGCUGUGGCAGCCCCCCUCGCGGUAGAGGAGCUCGAAUGGCCCACUCAGUACGUGCAGAGCGGCCAAACCUCGACUCGUGUCCUUGUGCAAGGCCAUGGCCCGGCAGUGGUGAUUGUCCCAUCAUAUGGCCGUGAUGGCGGCGACGAUUUCAACGGCCUCACCUCUGCUCUCGUCGACGCCGGCUACCUUGUCCUGCGUCCCCAGCCACGGGGCACUCUGGGAUCGUCUGGUCUUAUGACGAACGUCACCCUGGACGACCUUGCCUCAGACAUAGCCGACGUAAUCGACACUAUUGCAGGCGGUCGAGCAAUUGUGUUCGGUCACGCCUUUGGCACGUUUGUCACUAAGCGUGUCGCGUUGAAUUACCCCGACAAGGUUCCUGCGAUUGUAGUCGCCUCCCCUGGUGGCCAGAAGAUCCCCGAGGACAUUGCCGGCAUGCCUUUUGUCGCUGGCAACACCAGUUUGCCUGUCGCCACGCGCCUCGCGGCUCUGGAGUUGGCCUUCUUCGCGCCUGGCCACGAUGCUCAUAUCUGGCUGGAUGGAUGGUACCCGGACACGCUCGCUAUGGAGCACGGAGCUAUCGAGGCAGCUGGAGACCUGACCAAAUUCUGGGCUGGUGCAAACUCUACGCAGGUUCUCGAACUUAUCCCAGCCGAGGACCCGUUCCAGCCCGAGGAUCAGUGGAACACCACGGCCAACCUGUUCCCUGACCGUGCCGUCUCAGUCAUCAUCCAGAACGCCUCGCAUGCCCUUCUGCCAGAGAAUCUGACGGGUGUAGUCGAAGCAGUAUUGCCGUACCUGGCCCAGCAAUCAACAAGGCUGUGA